This is a messenger RNA of Ceutorhynchus assimilis (cabbage seed weevil), 3703 nucleotides long. The record is from the annotation of a GenBank genome assembly. NCBI's taxonomy places the organism in Eukaryota, Metazoa, Arthropoda, Insecta, Coleoptera, Curculionidae.
UACAAAUUAGAAUUAUUAUUAUUAGGCUAUUAAAAAAAUAUAUUACAUUACAACUUCGCCUUCUCCAAACAUUUGUACUAGGCCAAUUUUCUCCCCCUCUCUCUCUUUUCCACUGACAGCAUUCGGGAUAGAUCCAGAGUUAUGAAACGGGAUUCACAGCAGUCAGUGCGCUGCGGGCUUUUCCACCGAGCGCUUCCAGGAGUUUCCAGCACCGGGUCCGUCGUCGGGUAUUCCGCCCUGUUUUUUUUUUUUACGUGCGUGCGUAAAUAAUUUAUUUUAAUUUUACAUGAUACUUAUCGUCAGGAACGUGACAUUUUAUGCAAUCUGGCAUAAUUUCAUGUUUUCGGUAAAAUUUGCGUGUCUUUUUUCCAAAACUGGGUUGCACUAGGUAUUGUGACAGUUGAAACUUUGCCGAUUGUGUUAACAAGUAACAUAUUUUCAGAGGCUAAAAACUGAACGACAAUAGUGACAAAUAACUCACAAAAUCAACCAUACCGCCAUGAAAAGAAGACACAAUAUUCAUCAGCACCACAAUAAACCCGAGAGCUUCAAAAAGAAAUCUCCAUCCACUUGGCCGAUAUAUAGUGUUGUAGGUAUUUUGGCGGUCACUUGUUAUUUAAACAUUAUUGACGGUGACUUUGUUCAUGACGAUAUACCAGCUGUGACUUUGAACAAGGAUGUUUUGGCAAUAAACCCUGUGAAAAGUGUCUUCGAGAAUGACUUUUGGGGGACACCGAUGGCCGAUGAAAAUAGUCAUAAAAGCUAUAGGCCUUUAACGGUUUUAACUUUCAGAAUCAACUACUUAUGUUUCGGUCUUACACCAGUGGCGUUUCAUGCAACCAACAUUGCGCUACAUGCAGUGGCGUGCUUGCUGUUUACAAGGGUGUGUUUGUACGUAGCCGGUCUCAAACCUCCAUUUGCAACUUUGGCUGGUUUGAUGUUCAGUGUUCAUCCAAUACAUACAGAAGCGGUCACUGGCAUAGUAGGCAGGGCAGACGUGUUAGCAUGUGUAUUUUUUCUGAUGUCUAUAUUAGCGUAUCACGGCCAUUCGUCAGAAGGCCGAUAUCACGUUUGGACUAGUGUUAUAAUGGGUGUAAUGAGCAUGAUAGCUAAAGAAACUGGAAUAACUGUUUUCUUGGUGAAUUUGGGAUACGAUUUGUACUUACAAUGGCCAAAUAUCAGAAGAACAAUUACUGAAGUACGAUGGAAUCUGGAAAGUUUGGAAUUCAGUUUUAGAGCGACUAAAAUACUGAUGUCGACUGGGGUUUUACUAGCUCUAAGGCUGGCAAUUUUACAGGGAUCUUUGCCAAGAUUUUGCGAGCAGGAUAACCCAGCGGCAUUUCAUAAUUCAAUUUAUGUCAGAUUUUUAACAUUUUGCUACUUAGCAGCCUUCAACUUAUGGCUCAUCUUAUGCCCAGCGACUCUAUCACAUGACUGGCAGAUGGGCUCAGUACCUCUAGUGCUAUCAGCUGGCGAUUCCAGAAACUUUAUAACAUGCUUCUUCUUUGGGCUAUUAUUUUUAUUAACUUUGAGAAGUAUUGUAGAUUUUGAGACUCUAAGGCACCCACCAUUGAUCAUAGGUCUCCUACUGUUAGUGCUGCCAUUUUUACCAGCCUCCAAUGUAUUUAUAACCGUAGGAUUUGUAAUUGCAGAGAGAGUUCUGUAUAUACCCAGUUUGGGAUGUAUACUUUUAGUAGCCUAUGGAAUCCAGAUUCUAUGGACAAAUUGUUCAAGACACAGGCAAACGAUUUUCUGCUUCAUAACCCUUAUUUUAAUUACCAGCUCGCUUAGAACAGUAAUCAGAAAUAAAAAUUGGAAGUCUAGAGAAACUUUAUUACGAGCUGGACUUCAGGCAUUGCCACAAAAUGCUAAAAUGCAUUACAACUAUGCGAAUUUUCUUCGCGAAUCUUCGCUGACUGAGCUAGCUAAAUCGCAUUACUAUAUGGCGCUUAAAUUAUGGCCUUCUUACGCCAGUGCUCACAAUAAUCUGGGAACCAUUUUGAUAAAUAAUUAUGAAGCCGAAAAACAUUUUUUGGCUGCAAUUAAAUAUUCAUCAAAUCAUGUGAACGCUCACUUCAAUUUGGGGCAACUUUAUAGAAAAAACAACAAAACCAAAGAAUCUGAACAGAUGCUUAAAAAAUGCAUCGAGCUUGAACCAAAUUUCACUUUAGCCUAUUUGGAGCUAGCAAAAUUGAAAGGCGCAAAUGAUAAAAGAGUUUGGGAGCUUUUGAAAAAAGUUGUUGAACUCAAUCCGGAAGAUCCAUAUUAUGUUUCAAAAUAUGGAGAAUGGUUAUCUAAAAGAGGUAACCAUCUGGUAGGCCUACAAUAUUAUUGGGAUUCUCUUAAAAUAUGCUAUUCACAUCGAGAUGCUGCAAUUGGAGUUUUAAGACAUCUAAGGAAAUUUGGACAAAGAGCAAGAAUAUUUCAGAUGCUAACGAGAUGGCAUAACAUAUCAAGAAAAAAAGGAAUCAAGAAAAAACAAGACUUUUACCUUAAACAGUGGCAAUUAAGAACCGAAAUGAGCUAUAAAAUUAAGGAGUUUACAUCUACAUUAUAUACAAAUAAUCAUUCGACAUCAGGUGCUCGACAGUUUCACCUACAAACUGCUCAGAAGGCAAUGAAAGAAGCUAGAUGGAAAUUGAAAGAAAACAAUACCAUCAAUCCAAAUGGCAAACGAUAUAAAGAAAGGUUACAUAACGAACAUCGCGAUCAAAAAACCUUGAAUUUUGCUAGAUUUGCUUUACUCAACUGUUGCUAAAACUGUGGAUUGAGGCAAUACUAAUCGCACCAAACUGAAAAAAUAUACAUUUUUGUUUUGUUAAUUUGAGGAAAAAUAACUUUAAUUGUAAUUUAACUAUGAUAGUAUUUUCACACGUGAGUGUAAAUCGGCCAAAGUGCGGAAAAACUCAUUGUUUACCGCAGAAAGGGCUUGUAAUAUAUCAAUCAAUGUAAUUUAUGUAAAAUUGUAAUAUCAUACUUUAGUUUAAGAGAUACAAAAACUGUGAUAUACAUGUAUCUGUGAUUACGGCAAAUAGGAUAGCUUGACAAAAAAAAAACGAUCUAUUCAGAUAGAUUAUUAGUUAUAAUGAACAAAUUGGCCAAAUUUUAAUAUUUUAAAUCUAUAAAUAAUAAAAAUUAUAUAUUUUUAAAGAUAUCCUAUCUGCUAAGAGACAUAAAAUUAAUCAUCAGUAUUAUUCCUAGCAACAAUUUUUAUAAAAAGUCGUUUUGUAUUGAAAGUAGAUGGAAUAACAGAACUCACUAUUUAAAAACAAAUCCCAAUUUCAAAAGCUAUCUUCUACAUCUCUUGUAUAGAAAAUAUUUUAUAUGUAUAUAAUAAAAUUUCUUGACAAAUGCCCGAAGCAUACAAAAACAUGCAGUGUUUUUAAAUAAUAAUACAUAAUUAUAAUCAAUAUAUUAUUAGAAUUGAAACUCAACUCAGAUUGUGGCGAAACAGUUUGCCAAUCCUUUCAAUAUUAUCCGUUGAAGCUGACUAAAUCAGUUAUAUAAAGGUCGGGGCCACUUAUGAACUAAAUAUUGUACUACAAGGCGAGUGUAAUUUUUCACAUGGCGAAACAGGGGUUUAAAUCAUCGACUAAGUAUUUAAUAAUAAAUUAUGCGGAUGCAGCUUCUAUAACAACUUUAAUAUAGCUUAAGAUAACCAUUUUAAUCAUUUUACUGUAAAUAAAAAAGUUAUUUAUUUAAA